CGACUUCAGGGAAAUCUGAACAGACCAUGGAUGUAUCUGGAAGAAGAGGAUUCUUUCCAUUCUCAUCUCUGAAUGCUCUCAUGUGGGAAUGACCUUAAAGGAAGAGCUGUGCUAUCCAAACUUGAGCUUUCCCCAUGGAUGAGUCAAACAUAACGUUUCAUCCCAGCGAAGGCACAGAGAACAUCUCAAUGCACAGAAACAUUUCUACACAGGAAAGGGUCUGGGAGAUAUUGACCCCACUUUGGGUAAUUAUGAUCAUCUCCUUCCUGGGUUUUUGUGAAAAUGGAAUUGUCCUCUGGUGCCUCUGCUUCCAGAUCAAAAGAAACCCGUUCACUGCGUACAUCACACACCUGUCCAUUGCUGAUCUCUCCUUACUGCUUUGUACAUUUAUUCUGUCAAUUGAGUACAUUGCUGGUUUUGGAUUCGCAUACGGUUUUUACUAUUAUAUAACCACCACACUAUCUAUUGUCUUCCUUCUUGGAUAUAAUACUGGUCUCUAUCUCCUGACAGCCAUCAGUAUUGAGAGGUGUCUGUCUAUUGUUUACCCCAUCUGGUACCGAUGCCACCGGUCACAGCACCAAUCGGCAAUUGUGUGUGCAAUUCUGUGGACUCUGUCUUUUCUGAUGACAGUAGCCGAAUACUUAACAUGCAAAGAUGAUUCAACGAAGGAACAAUUCGACGACGGUAACCAUUGCCAAGCACUGCUUAUCUUCACAUGGAUCCUGACUUUCAUGAUCUUCAUUCCUCUAAUGAUUCUGUCCAGCCUGAUCUUGGUUAUCAGGAUUCAUCGUAACUCCCUGAGACCUCAUUCGUCAAAGCUCUACAUCAUCAUUGUGGCCACAGUCAUUGUCUUCCUCAUCUUUGCCAUGCCUAUGAGGCUGUUGUAUCUUCUGAAUUACCACCACUGGUCAUCUUUGCUCAGCCAGCAGAACCACGUCACCGUUGUUCUCUCCACUGUUAACAGUAGCAUCAACCCCCUUGUUUACUUCUUCGUAGGAAGCAGCAAGAAGAAGAGGUUCAAGGAAAGCCUCAAAGUGGUUCUUAGUAGAGCACUCGCUGAUGGGUUGCGGCCGAGAAGCCAGGAAGUUGGCAUGAGUUUGGAUAUAGCUGAAACAAUUUUCUAAAGGUUAGGGGGGAAACUCUAGGGGCAAAUAAUUGGACUUGGAAGGUUUAAUAAACCACUGCAAAACUAAAAUCAUUUUUCUUCCACAGAAUGUAAAAAGCAGUGGUGAAAUGGUACUGUUAUCUUUGGUGGUUGAGCAAUGGAAAAAU
Molecule: messenger RNA, 1272 nt
Organism: Aquila chrysaetos chrysaetos
Lineage: Eukaryota; Metazoa; Chordata; Aves; Accipitriformes; Accipitridae
Gene: MAS1
Product: MAS1 proto-oncogene, G protein-coupled receptor
Exons: 2
Coding region: 135-1124 (329 amino acids)
Biological process (GO): G protein-coupled receptor signaling pathway
Cellular component (GO): membrane
Molecular function (GO): G protein-coupled receptor activity
Source: RefSeq, a predicted model, not a curated record